AUGAUACGUUCCAGUGCGUUUAUCAGUCGAUUGCCCUUACGUGGUAUUGCAGCAGCUACCUUUAACAAUAGUAGAGCGCUGUUGCAAUCACCUCCCAGCUCAGCAGCAUUGCAAACAACACAGGUUCGCUACCGAUCGACACCGAUCAACACGGUGAUAAUGUUUGUGCCACAGCAAGAGGCAUGGAUCGUUGAGCGGAUGGGCAAAUUUCAUCGCAUCCUUGAACCAGGUCUGAACGUACUAUUGCCCGUCGUGGACCGCGUAAAAUAUGUACAAAGUCUAAAGGAAAUAGCGAUAGACGUACCGAAACAAUCGGCCAUUACUUCCGACAACGUAACGCUCAGUAUCGACGGUGUGCUGUAUCUACGCAUUCUCGAUCCAUAUCUCGCAUCGUACGGUGUGGAAGAUCCAGAGUUCGCAAUUACUCAGCUCGCCCAGACAACGAUGCGAUCCGAGCUGGGCAAGAUGUCACUGGAUAAAGUGUUCCGGGAGCGAGAAUCGCUUAACAUUAGCAUCGUGGAAUCGAUCAAUAAGGCAAGUGAAGCUUGGGGCAUCUCUUGUUUGCGAUACGAAAUCCGUGACAUUAAGUUACCGAGCCGAGUGCACGAAGCGAUGCAAAUGCAGGUCGAAGCGGAACGACGGAAACGGGCUGCCAUUCUCGAGUCGGAAGGUGUUCGGGCGGCGGAUAUUAACGUAGCGGAGGGUAAACGGCAGUCCCGCAUUCUAGCAUCCGAGGCCCAAAAGCAGGAAGAAAUCAAUCGGGCAAAUGGUGAGGCAGCUGCCAUUAUGGCAUUGGCCGAUGCCCGCGCAAAAAGUCUAAAAAUUGUUGCUCAAUCUCUUUCGAGCGAACAUGGUCGAAGUGCGGCUUCGCUUAGCGUGGCCGAGAAGUACGUGGUGGCAUUUGAGAAAUUGGCCAAGCAAAACAAUACCCUCAUCGUUCCGUCGACCGCAUCCGAUGUGACCUCGAUGGUGGCGCAAGCAAUGCAGAUCUAUAACAAUCUCUCCAAUACCUCAGCUAUUUCCCGAGCAUCCGGUUCUUCGACGGCCGGAGACCAACAGCGUCGGAGUGUGGACGAUGCACAGCACGUGCUGGGUACGCUUAAUGAAACAAGUUCAAAACUCGAUGCCACACUGCCACCACUGGACAGCCAUCAUCAUGGGGACAACAGCAUGGGGGGAUCUUCAACGAAAUAA
This is a messenger RNA of Anopheles marshallii, 1194 nucleotides long. It is a transcript of the gene Stoml2, whose product is annotated as stomatin-like protein 2, mitochondrial. Gene Ontology annotation, cellular component: membrane. The record is from RefSeq and is a predicted model, not a curated record. The coding region runs from base 1 to 1194 and encodes 397 amino acids. The transcript is spliced from 3 exons. NCBI's taxonomy places the organism in Eukaryota, Metazoa, Arthropoda, Insecta, Diptera, Culicidae.